Triticum aestivum (bread wheat) is the source of this 1314-nucleotide messenger RNA. RefSeq lists its product as uncharacterized. The transcript has 2 exons. Bases 1 to 1170 code for a protein of 389 amino acids. Lineage: Eukaryota; Viridiplantae; Streptophyta; Magnoliopsida; Poales; Poaceae. The record is from RefSeq and is a predicted model, not a curated record.
AUGUCUCUCGGCGACGACAUGCUCGGCGAGAUCCUCAUCCGCCUCCCGUCGCUGCCCUCGCUCGCCAGCGCCGCCCUCGCCAGCCCUCGGCUGUGCAGCGUUGCCUCCUCCCCUGCCAUCUCCGACCGCUUCCUUUCCCGGGCUCCCUUACUGGGCUACUUCGUGUCGGCCCCCCGCCCCCGCGGCGCCGUCCCCGCCUUCCACCGCGCGCUCCUCCGCCGCGACCGCCACCUCGCUGCCGUCGUCCGCCGCGGGGACUUCCAUCUCACGGAUUUCGAGGAGUACAAGUGGCGCAUCAUGGACUGCCGCCACGGCCUCCUACUCCUCAGCAGCGACCCUUACUUGGUCGUGUUCGACCCGAUCUCCCACUCGCGACUGCGCAUAACCCACAACCACAAGAGCAUCACCAGCAACUCGUCCCAGUUCCACUGCUUCCUCCCGGCCUGCAGCGUCAGUCCGACCUCAUUCCGCGUGCUCUCGCUGGAGAACCGGAGCGGCCGGGUGCUCGCACACGUCUACAGCUCCCGGACAGGCGAGUGGUGCUCCCACACGCGGGCGCCCGAAGGCAUUACUGCACCGAGGAGUGACGACCACAGGUGGCCCGUGCACAGCGGUGGGAGCAUCUAUUGGAGGGGGUCUAGACUACUUCGGCUCACCUCCCUCCAUGUUGGCUCCAUGGAGUUCUGCCACGUCGCUCUCCCGAAGAACCUAGACUCCGAUCCGUCCUUGUGCGUCGUCGGGGAAACGGAGGACGGCACAACCUGCCUCGUGGCCAUGGUACACAGUCUCCUGCGGGUGUGGUUCCGGAAGGAGGACAAGUCCUGGGAGCAGCAGUGGGAGGUGGAUGCUUCGAAAUGGUAUCCGCUUCUAAGCCAUGUAAAGAAGGUUUGCGGUGUGACCGCCGGCGUCGUGCUGAUCUCCAUGGGCAUCGAGAAUGGCGCCCUCCACUAUUGUGCCUUUCGCCUCAUCAAGAACGCCCUCCAGCCUAAGUUGCAAUUGGAGGCAGACUUCUUCACAUCCAGUGGAUGGGUGCGCCCCUAUUUCAUGGCAUGGCCACGCCCCACCCUCAAGGCUGGUAGCUCCAACACGAAGAAAACAAGUCUGGAGGAUCAAGAAGCUGGUGGCUCGAAGAAGAAAACAAGCCUGAAACAUCAAGAAGCUGGCUCCUAGAAGAAUUAACAAGUCUAAAGCGCUAAGGAUCUGAAUGCUUAUGCAUUGGAGUCUUCAGAUAGUACUAGUUGUGUUUAGCGGGUGUACUUUUGGUUCUGGCCUCCUGGGUUUGCACUGCUAAGUUAGUUGAUCCAAUUUAGCCAU